CUGGCAAAAUAAGAAGAAGCACAGAUGAGUAAUGUUUUCAUUUUCUGUUGUGACAAAAACAAAUAGAAUUUUAUAAUAAAAACCGAAUUUUUCGACAACUUCUCAGAACUAAAACGAAAAACUAAAUAAUUAUAAUAUUAAGCUAUUAAUAGGAAAUAAAAUAAUUGAAAAUGGAUUGGCUUUUUGGCAAGAAAAUCUCACCCGAUGAGAUGCUACGCAAAAAUCAAAGAGCUCUCAACAAAGCCAUGAGAGAUUUGGACAGGGAGCGUAUGAAAAUGGAGCAGCAAGAGAAGAAGAUUAUAGCCGACAUCAAGAAAAUGGCCAAGGAGGGACAAAUGGAUGCGGUUAAGAUAAUGGCCAAAGAUUUGGUACGCACACGCCGCUACAUCAAGAAGUUCAUGCUAAUGAAGGCCAACAUACAGGCGGUGUCACUGAAAAUACAAACACUUAAAUCACAGAAUACCAUGGCCCAGGCAAUGAAGGGCGUUACUAAGGCCAUGCAGAAUAUGAAUCGUCAAUUGAAUUUACCACAAAUCCAAAAGAUUUUACACGAUUUCGAAAAACAAUCAGAAAUUAUGGACAUGAAAGAGGAAAUGAUCAACGAUGCUAUUGAUGACGCCAUGGAAGAUGAGGGCGAUGAGGAGGAGACCGAUGCCGUUGUCUCUCAAGUUUUAGAUGAAUUGGGCUUGCAAUUGGGCGAACAGUUAGGAGAUCUACCGACCGCCUCUGGUUCAUUAUCUAUAGCAGGCGGUGUAAAGAACACACCAGCUGCCGUAGCUGCUGGUGGUGCUAUUAGCAGUCCAGUCGCAGGUGGAGGCGGAGCUACUGGCGGUAGUGGUGGGUCUACUCCCAUGUCAGAUGCGGAUGCAGAUUUACAGGCUCGUUUGGAUAAACUACGACGAGAUUAAACUCGGAUUGGAAAUGCUUUUUGUUUUUAAAUAAUUUUUUGGAUUUUAUUUUAAUAAUUAUUUGGUAACUCAUUUGUCGAAUAAUCGCCACACAAAUAUAAAUAUGUAUAUUGAAAAGUUAAGUUUUUGUCUGCACUGCAGUGGAUUUUUUUAAAUAUGUAUGUCUGCUGGCUAGAAGACGUGUUCUUUAAUAAAAACUGCAAUAAAGUUUUUUAUUAUUUUUGAAAAAACACAA
Molecule: messenger RNA, 1143 nt
Organism: Lucilia sericata (common green bottle fly)
Lineage: Eukaryota; Metazoa; Arthropoda; Insecta; Diptera; Calliphoridae
Gene: Vps2
Product: charged multivesicular body protein 2a
Exons: 2
Coding region: 171-908 (245 amino acids)
Biological process (GO): endosome transport via multivesicular body sorting pathway; late endosome to vacuole transport; protein transport
Cellular component (GO): ESCRT III complex; multivesicular body
Source: RefSeq, a predicted model, not a curated record